UUCAGAGCUAGAAGCUGUCCUAGUGCUGAAAUUUAUAGGCUGGGUAAGAUCACGUCUCGGUCUCUUUCUGUAGCCCUCAUUCCAGCACAGGAUCUCAGCAUCUUUGCUCUCUUCUCCCUACCCACUCCAGCUCGCAGAGUUCUUUCGUCUCCCUCAUUUACAACUUAUUUUAAAAAGAGAACAUUUUCCAGAGAAAGGGGAUUUGCUAAACAGAAAGGACUUAAAAGCCACAGCAACCAGACUUCCAGCAUGGCAUUGUCACCAGCCCCCUUUGCAUGGUGAUGCGAUUAAGGUAGCAGCUUUUUUUAUUAUUUAGGAAAAGCAGCUGGGGGAUCAUCAGUUCUAAGGCUUUGUCUUUCCGGGGUUAACUGAUGGUCCCGAGCCCGGUUUGACCCAACCACGAUGCUUAGUACUGGCACUUUUUGUUUUUUCUCAGCAAACUAUACAAACCCAAAUCUCUUUCUGAUUUUCAAGGAAACUAGAUUCCUGCCAGGUUUUGAGUCUGGACAAUAGACAGAUACUUUGUCCUAGCUUCUUUCUGGAAUCAUUUCGGGGAUAUUUUCCACAAGAUCACAGAAACAGGAAUGAACCGGCAGCUAGUGAACAUUUUGACAACCUUGUUUGCAUUUUUCUUAGAGACAAACCACUUCAGAACCAAGAGAAAUGAAACAUAUAGCAGCAAUGCUCUGAGUACUGGGAAAACCCACUACGUUCCUUUCAGGGCAGCUUUCUGCAAAGACCAUGACUCCAGGUCUGGAAAACAACCUUCGCAGACCCUAUCUCCUUCAGAUUUCUUGGACAAAUUAAUGGGAAGGACAUCAGGAUAUGAUGCAAGAAUCAGACCAAAUUUUAAAGGGCCUCCUGUAAAUGUUACCUGCAACAUAUUUAUCAACAGCUUUGGGUCAGUAGCAGAAACUACAAUGGAUUACCGAGUGAACAUUUUUCUGAGACAACAGUGGAAUGAUUCACGUUUGGCAUAUAGUGAGUACCCUGAUGAUUCCCUGGACUUGGAUCCAUCGAUGCUGGAUUCCAUUUGGAAACCAGAUUUGUUCUUUGCCAAUGAGAAGGGUGCCAAUUUCCACGAUGUUACCACUGACAACAAAUUGCUUCGGAUUUCAAAAAAUGGCAAAGUGCUUUACAGUAUCAGGCUCACUUUGACCUUAUCCUGUCCCAUGGACUUGAAGAAUUUUCCAAUGGAUGUCCAGACAUGUACAAUGCAGCUGGAGAGUUUUGGAUACACAAUGAAUGACCUGAUAUUUGAGUGGUUGAGUGAUGGUCCAGUACAAGUUGCUGAAGGAUUGACCCUUCCUCAGUUUAUUUUAAAAGAAGAGAAGGAACUCGGCUACUGCACAAAACACUACAACACUGGAAAGUUUACCUGUAUUGAGGUUAAGUUUCACUUGGAACGCCAGAUGGGAUAUUAUUUGAUCCAGAUGUACAUCCCCAGUCUCUUGAUAGUCAUUUUGUCCUGGGUCUCCUUUUGGAUAAACAUGGAUGCAGCCCCUGCCAGGGUCGCACUGGGCAUCACCACAGUUUUAACGAUGACCACCCAGAGUUCAGGUUCCAGGGCGUCUCUGCCAAAGGUCUCCUAUGUCAAAGCGAUUGACAUCUGGAUGGCAGUGUGCCUUCUGUUCGUGUUUGCCGCCUUACUGGAAUACGCAGCAGUGAACUUUGUCUCCAGGCAACACAAGGAGUUCCUGCGGCUCCGAAGACGACAGAAGAGGCAGAAUAAGGAAGAAGAUGCUACUCGUGAAAGUCGUUUUAAUUUCAGCGGUUAUGGGAUGGGUCACUGCCUCCAAGUGAAGGAUGGAACAGCUGUCAAGACCACACCUGCCAACCCGAUCCCACAACCCCCAAAAGAUGCAGAUACCAUCAAGAAGAAGUUUGUGGACCGGGCAAAAAGAAUUGACACGAUAUCUCGAGCUGCCUUCCCACUGGCCUUCCUCAUUUUCAACAUCUUUUACUGGAUCACAUACAAGAUUAUUCGGCAUGAAGAUGUCCACAAGAAAUAGAUGUGCCCUUCAGACCCUGGGACCUUCUUGCCUAAGUGUUGUGCUUGUAAAUACACAGUGAAAUUGUCUUUAUAACACUUUGAUAGAGGAGAAGAUUGGGGGAGGGGGGAGGGAGGAUCAUGGGGUGGGUUUCCUGGCACCUAGGUGAAUAAAGUUAUAUGGUAAUGAAGGAAAAUGUUUGCACAAAAUAAAGUUGUUGCAGAAUCACGUGAGCAUAAUUCCCUCCAUAGUCUUUAGCAUUGUUCUUUCAGAUGAUACAUCAAUUAGACAUAUAUGCAAGGUCAGGUUUUCAAGGGCAAUUUGUCUUUUGGUCUGGUUUUGACUGAUUUUAGUACUGGAAAAGCUUAAAACACACACACACACACACACACACACACACACACACACACACACACACAGAAAAUGCUUACCAUCAGACCAUAGUGACUAGCCUAUUGUGAGUCGAGGACCAAACUUUUUUCAGGAAAACGCUGCCUCAUUUUUAAAACAAGCCUCCUGAGCUACAUUCUUUACAAUGUCUGUAAUUAGUGUUUCACCCGUGAAAUCCUUUUGUGGGUCAUAAAUUAUUUCUACUCAUCAAAAAAAUAAACCUCAAUCACAAAGAACAGAUUUCUACUUUACUGUCUGUGUGGGUGUGAAUUUUAAUAUUAUUUUCUUUCCUAGAUGUAAUUUUGGGGUUUAAAUUGUGUCUUGUGCAGUUGUUUGAUAGUAUACCCUCUUAAAAAUAAAUGCCCAUUUUAUUUCAGAUCCAAGUUAGCAGACUAUAUAUUUUUUUUUCGCUUUGGCUAUAUUUAUGUGUGAAGUGCUCAAGUGUGAUGUAGCCAUUGCAACCUCACAGCCACAGUAUUUAUGAAGAUGGUGUAUCCUGAAUGGUGUAGCUCUUAUUAGCCUGAACUUCCCAUUUCUGCUCUCAUUGUAGGUGUAACUACUAGUCCUAAUGUCAACUGACCCAUGAUUUCUACUGUCAAUCCAAGUGAAUAUCAUUUUAGAUAUCUUUAACCAACUUAAAUAAUUUUGAAAUUGUACUGUGAUUUUCAUAACCUGUUGCCUUUUUGGUACCAGAGCUACGUGGUUUGAAUCCUGGCUACAUGUUUUAAGUAAGAAAAAAAAAAAAAGACGUAUUUUUGCUUACUCAGAUAAAAGACAACCUGUAAAAAUAUAAUGAAAAAAAUUGAACUUUACAUGUGCUGUAAAAGGGGCUAUUUAAAAAAAAGUAUUCGUUCAAUUACAAUAAAGCUAAGUGUG
Myotis brandtii (Brandt's bat) is the source of this 3257-nucleotide messenger RNA. It is a transcript of the gene GLRA2, whose product is annotated as glycine receptor, alpha 2. Gene Ontology annotation, molecular function: transmembrane signaling receptor activity; glycine binding; extracellularly glycine-gated chloride channel activity. Lineage: Eukaryota; Metazoa; Chordata; Mammalia; Chiroptera; Vespertilionidae. Gene Ontology annotation, biological process: nervous system process; chemical synaptic transmission; regulation of membrane potential. The coding region runs from base 585 to 2012 and encodes 475 amino acids. The record is from RefSeq and is a predicted model, not a curated record. The transcript has 10 exons. Gene Ontology annotation, cellular component: neuron projection; postsynaptic membrane; synapse.